GUGAUUUUUAGUGAAAAUAGUGUUUGCGCGAAAAAAGUAAUGGAAUUUAUUACUUCAUUUUAUAAACUUUGAACGCAAGGAUUUUCUUAUAAAAAAUGAUUUCAUGUAACUUUUGAGCUGAAUUUAAUAAGCUUUUUAAUUAUAUAUUGGUCUGUUUGAUUUGCUUUCUAUAACCUUGUUGGAAAAGCUCGAUUCUUUUGAAUUUUAGUAUAAAAUAAACAUGCAUAUUUCCAGUUUCCGCUUGUUAUGCUUUUAAGCACGAAAGAGCCACGUAAAAUGUUCGAUGCUCUGACGAUGUCAGUAUACGGCAUUGUUUCACGAUGGAUGCAGCAACUGGUCAGCUAAUCUAAACAAAAAUGCGUCUACUGAUCGUCCAGUUCAUUUGGUCACUGAUCUACAAUGUGCUAAGUGACGCCAGCCAGCAGAUUGCGUUAGUUAAUAAUGGGAAAAAUCUGCCAUUUAUACUGAAACCGGCACCAGUCAAAGUUCUAGUUCAAAAUAACAAGCGGAGGCAGCAGAAACGGAAUUUUAUGGAAAGGUGCUGCGCUAAUGAUAAGUGUCUAGUGGAAGCAAACAAAACAUCCAAGGAAGGAACAGUCACAUCUAAUUUCAUUCCCGUCAAAUUAACUACAAGGAGGAAGACAACUACUGUUAAACCUACGUCGCUGUUUGUCACUACCAUUGAAACAAUUGGAUUUGAAGACGAAACAUUAGGGACCACGCCGGUACCUGCCAUUGUAGACGAUGUUGGUUUUUUCACGCAAGAUAUGUCAGCUUUGUUUGGAAAGACGCCUCCUCCAGAUCCAUGCGCUGAAAUGCCAGCGAGAAAGUGUUUGGAUUUUCCAGGAAGACUGGAUGGAUGCAUGAGAAUUGACGAUUUAAUCAAACAGCUUUAUUCCAUUGGAGAGACUGCCUCUGGGAAAUUGAUCACAACCGCGGCUGGCAGAAAAUAUAUGAUUGGCUUCGAGUAUUCGCCACAUGAGUAUGCAUUGGGCCACUAUAUCUGCUGCAUGCACGGAAUGGAGUUUGCCGAAUUCCACACAAAGGAGAUUUGGGACGAUUUUGUCGGCACGAUCAGAAACGUCACAUCACCAAUGUGGUACUUCUUCGGUUCAACAAUGGACAAUGGGAACGGCACCGAAACUUGGUGCAAUUCGCAGAAAUUAGUAGCCGAGGGUAUUUUCGACAAGAGCUUUUACGAAAACGUGACCUGUGGUCAGGACAACGCUUUUGUAGUGACGCCAGAAGGAACUCCGAUGCUUGUUUCAAAGAAGAGCAACUCCAUAAGAUAUGUUUGUAUGUGAGAAUCAUAAAAUUGCAAUUUGAGAAGAUCAGA
Neocloeon triangulifer is the source of this 1336-nucleotide messenger RNA. RefSeq lists its product as uncharacterized. NCBI's taxonomy places the organism in Eukaryota, Metazoa, Arthropoda, Insecta, Ephemeroptera, Baetidae. The record is from RefSeq and is a predicted model, not a curated record. The transcript has 9 exons. Bases 357 to 1304 code for a protein of 315 amino acids.